AUGUCAAGUUUUGGAAAUCCACGAGCUCGUCGUGGUAGUGGUGGUGGCGACGAUGAGGAAGAGGAUGCUUGGGAAUCCUUGGGACCCCAGCCAGGUGUCUCUCAAGCAACAUCGCAUCAAUCAGGAACGUCCAAUCAUUCGACAUCCCUUGUCCCCCGCACAGAAUCCGUGCAGAGUCUUCGCCGAAGAGUGGAAUUGCGACAACAUUUGCAACAGCGGUUGGUUCAUCAUCCUCUCCAGCUACUAUGGAGCCAUUUCCUGUGGCAUUUGGCGCAAGAAUUCUGGGUUUUGGAUCUCCAAAUUCGAGUAGCCUUUCUGUUUUUGGUGGUGGGUGCCAUUAGCAAAAUCAUUGUUCUAUCGACCUGUCUCUGGUACCCACGAGUGAUCCUGCUUUUGACAAUCAUGUUGGGAACUUGGAUCUACAUGAACCCACAUGACAUCCCCAGACGGUUCGAACGCUUCAUUGAUGCCGUCAUUCAUCUACCCCACAGAAUUCCGGAAACACUGGAGAACCUGAAUCCUCAAAAAGCUCGCAUUCUCUGUGUGAUCCUUCUAUUCUUUCCUACCAUUUUGCAAGUCAGGACAAUUACCUUCUUGACCACUCUCAAUGCACAUGGGGGUGGCCUUGUCUGGAAUUUGAUGGUGGCUAUUCUCAUGGGAGCUACCAGUGUCUCGUACUUUAUUCCAAAACCUACCAAGGCUGCAAGAGAGGUCUUUCAAAUCUGUUUGCUCGUCUUGUACGGUUCCGCCUUGUGGAUUGUCAUGCGACAAUGGAAAUUCAUGACCAUGCCAUCUUUGGCAGCGCCCUUCUUCUUGUCGACGGGCACUCUCAUAUUAGCCCAUGACGAACACGACAACAUGGAAUGGUUUUCCGGAAUGGUACGAAAUGCCUUGAGGCAUACAUUGAGAGAUAUCCUGGCCCAAGUGGGGACUUCGGUGCAAGAAGAUGAAAUGCUGCAACUGGCCAUGUUACGCUGGAUUGUGGAUUAUUGGUCGUACAGACCAUCAUCGCAGCCGCAACCACCACCACAAGCUCCAUCAUCGCAACAACAAGCGACACCUCCAAACACUACUCAAGCUACGCCAGACUUGCAACAAGAGCUUCAAUGGGACGAGCUACAGCAAAUGUUGGCCACAACAACCACACAAAUGUCAACCGAAGUAUCAACACUGCAGCAAAGCGAGAAUAAUCGUCCAACAACACCAACAUCUGAAAAUACAGACACUCCCAGCUCAUCAUCAUCGUCGACAGGAAACAAAAACGAUCGUCCGACAGAGGAUCCAUUGAAUAACCUACACAAUAUGCUGGCAUCCAUGAAUGUGGACGAUCGAGCCAAGCCGGCUGUAGCUGCCUACAAACGCAACGUGGAAGAAUUCCCUCCCACUCGAGAGGUAGCACUGGUCGUUUCCAUUGCCAGACGUUGUCCCGCAUCUUUGGCAUUCUUCUGGCAACUUGCCAUUGCUUCCAUGUUCCAAUCCUACAGCACAACCUUCUUCAUCAUGGUCAUGUUGAUUCCUUUGAUGGCGUUGGAAGUGCUAAGAAUCCAUUCGUGGGCCAAGACUUGCGAGGCCAUGUCACGUCAUCUAGACGGCGAUCAUUCCGAAACGGAACAAUCAUCUACAUCAACGGAUACUACUAAUAUGAUGUCCAAGGUUCUCCCCGAGGCAGAUCCAAUGACAAUUUUACUUUGCCACGAUGAGGCUAGUAGCUUGGCAGUGGACUCGGAGGAGGCAUCUAGUGAUGAUGAGAAACUGACAAUUCCCACGCUGCUCAUUGUUUGGAGAAACAUGCGCAGUUCUGUCGGUGCUCUAGAGGCGAGUCUGACAGCAGCAAGAUGCGUUCAGACGGGUGCAGUCGCGGUCGACUUUGCCAAGAACGUCAUGUCGCUGGCAGAGUUUGGAACCGAGGUGUCUAGGCACGGGUGGGUGCAUGGUUUGGCCUUGAUUGCGAAGGAAGUCAUCUUUGAGCACCAAGGUGACAUUAACAGUGCGCCCCGAGGAUCCAAUGCAACGUUCACCAGUUCAGCCGUGAACGCCGUACAAAACAGCCAACGUAUUGCGCAUAACUUGGGAGUCCUGGCCGAAGAAGACAACCAUAUUGGCAGAGUUGUGGCUCCAAUCGUAGGGUUCUUUGGAUUUCUGGGCAAUGUGUUUCAGCAAAACAAUGACGAUGGCGACAAUAACGAUACCGACCAAUCCUCUCGGGAGAACAGUGGAGGAACUGCCGGAGACGAUGAGAAUAAUAAUGACAAUGUGAGACAAUAUGCAACUAAUGAUCUUGUCGACGACGCCUCGGAAACAAUGGAAAAUAUGGAUGACGUCUCUCCAGACAUCGCGAGCCGAGUACAGCCAAACGAAAGUGAGACCAAAACUGGCUCCACAGCAAAGUCAGAAAAAGCCGAAGAUGGCAUUGAUCUCCCGGCCAAAGCUUUGAGCACUGACGCGACUUUGUCUAGUCCUGACAGUUUCAGAGAAGGUUCAUCGAAGAACCCUGAAGAAUCGGUUGCUGCCACGGAAUCGUCAUUAGGGGCAUCAGAGGAGGCAGCUCAGACUCUCUCUGUGGACAAGAAAGAGACACAACGCAUCAUUACGGAACCAUCAUACAGCAAGGAGCAUCAGCCGGCCAUCGACAUACCAGCUGGUACAGGCACCCUCCUUGCAUCCAGCCCGCAAGAGGAGAUCUCGACCAAGGCUGCCGACAAGGAGACUUUGGACACUGUUGCCCCUUCCGCCAAGGAUUCCAGCACGUCCCAGCCAUUUGUUGAAACCAAAGAGUCGGAGCCCGUGUCCACGACCAUGACAUCUGAAACAGCCACCAAAGAGUCUGAAGCUGUGGCUGAAACGCCCGUGCCUGUAAUCGAAGCCAAGGCAGCUGAAACCAAAGAAUCUGAACCCGAAACGAAGCCAUCUGAUCCCGAACCCAAAUCCAAAGAGGCUGAGAUGGCAUCAUCGUCAGAGAAGGGAACGAAUGAAACCGAGGCAGCAGUUGAAAGUGAAAGCGUGGAGAAGCUUGCUUCAGUCAUGGAGCUGAUCGCGGAAGCCUACGAGAAGGACUUGAUUGACGAAUCGGAAAAGAACGAGUUCUGUAUGAAGUUAUCUGCCAACGGGAAAGACAAUGACUUCGUCGUGGGAAUGGAAGCUACUUUGAGAGGACUUAUUCUGGAGACAAGUGGAGAGGAUAAUAUGGAUGAAGCAUCUAGAACGAUAGUCCCUGGUAGGUGCACGUCACCCGAGCAGGAACUUCGCGGGAAUGACGGUGUUGCAGAAGGAGCCGGUGCCGGUAAGGUUAACGAAUCGGUGAUGUCUGACGACGGUUGGAGUCCCAUUGUGGAGUCUGUUGCCUCGGAAGAAGCAGCGAUCCAACCCCUCGAUUACAGUGACAGGCUGGCGAAUGCCGUGAGGACACGAGAGGACUUGUCUACACCGCACCUAACUCCUAGUCAGGCUGCGGCCACCGCUACAACAACGACAGAAAGCGACGAUGGAGAUGACGACAACUUGUGGGUGAAGGUUGGCGUUGGCGUUGGAGUCGGAGGCCUCGCGGUGCUUGGAGCUGCAGUUGGAGGGGCUUUCCUGGCCAUGAAUCAGGAUAAUCCGAACAAUAGACGGGAAAACACAUCGAACGUCACCAUUGAACGCCUUGACGACGAGGAUGGGAACGAGGAAUGGGAAUCUACAGACCAGAGACAGCCCCAGUGA
Messenger RNA from Seminavis robusta, 3699 nucleotides. NCBI's taxonomy places the organism in Eukaryota, Bacillariophyta, Bacillariophyceae, Naviculales, Naviculaceae. The record is from the annotation of a GenBank genome assembly.